GGGGGACGUGAAGAAGAAAUGGAGCGUUACGUACACGAAGCAUCUCAAGCAGAAGCGAAAAGUUUAUCAAGAUGGAUUCUUAGAGCUUCAAUCCUCCAGCCACAAGUCAUCUGGGGCACAAAUAUAUAUAUGCAACUAUUAUGAGCUGCUUGCAAAUGAAACUACAGUAAGGAAAUGUAGCAUCUUAAGCAAAGAAGAUCCAACAAAAUAAGCAGUGAGUGCCAAUAGUAUUGGAAGCAGAAUGUAUAGAAGAUGUAAAGAAACGUGUUAACGGCGUGGAUUAUGGAUUACUUGAUGUGCUCACUACCUUUAAAUACUGGGUUCUUCUCAAGCUGCUAGAGUUAUAUUAGUGCUACUAUCAAAGAGGCUACAGGUAAUGCUCUAUGAUGAUUGUGAGAAGCUGUUAUGUGUUAAGAUUUUGAAGAACGAUAAUGAUGUCAAAACAGGCGAAACACUAGCAUUUGAUUCUUACCUUGUUGAUAUUGGUGAUCCUCACGGUGAUUACAAACCUAUAUCCGUAUUAAAUAGUACUAAACUGAUGAAAAAGGAAGUUGCUGAGGAAUCUGGGCUACGGCAUUCUGGAAAAAGAUCAGCUGCUGCUGAUAAUAGGAAAUCUAAUCUGGGGAAAAGGAUAGCAUUGGCAAGUACUCUAAGUCCAUCACAAAAGAUUAUCAGAGAGUUCAAGAAGAAUGAAGUACACAAAUAUAAUUCUUCUCCAAGUUCCCUUGACAUGACAAAGUCAAGCACAGAAGAAUGGCAGGUAUUGUACACAACACAAAUGACUCAAAAGGCAAAGAAGUUCCAUGAUGGAUUUUUACAACUUGUGAUGUCUAGUUCACAUUGCAAGCAGAUCAUGUUGUAUGAUGCAACCAGGAGACUCCUUGAUAGCAGAUUUCUGAGAAAGAGCGAGAGCAUCAUGUCUGGCAACUCGGUAACAUUUGAUGGUCACUUAGUGGAAAUAGGAGAAUGCGAGAAGGACCAAAAUCCUCGAAAGGACAUUAGUCCUCAAGGAAAACAUAUCAAGGAUCUUGUGAAAAGAGGACCAAUACGCGGGGAAGUCGCUGUCCACGAUAAGUUUUCCGCUGAAUGGGAUGUCAUGUAUACUACUCAAAUAACUCAGAGGGCAAAAAAGUACUGCAAUGGAAUCCUUAGGCUUUCAUCCUGUGGUUCCUACCAAUCUCAGGUUACUCUACUUACAGAAGACGGGAUCAUACUAUGCCGAAGAUUUCUCAAGUUAUCAGAACAUGUCACAACUGGAACUACACUGAAUCUGCCAAAUUACAUGGUUGAUGUUGGCGACAUAAGGACAAGUUCAGAAGGAAAACCUCAAAAUAAUGCUUCUUCCCAAGAGCACGUACAACCUGACAUUAAAUUAUCUGGACUCGAAAAAAUCAAAUUAAGUAGGAGAAUAUCCUCUAACAAGCCAACUCCACAUAGGGAACCUCAAAUUGGAGCUUCUUCACUGGAACAUGUGGAUUCAGAGACUUCAAGUGUUAACAACUCAACAAGUUGUCAGAUUUCCAAAACUAAAUCUGUUCGUGCAGCCCAUGAAAUCUUGUCCUUUCUUAGAAAACCAGUCACUCCGGAAGGUGCUGUCACAAUAAGGGACAUCACAUUUGCAGAUGAAUGCCAACUACUGCAGUCAUCAAGUCGUGCUUGCAGUGUUGUUAAGAGUCAAACAGAGGAACAUCUCUCUCAAGACUUCAAAGCUGAAGGUAGUUCACCAGAGCAUAGGGAAGAAGGAAUUAUCAUGGUGGAUAGCAACGACUGCAACAUCUCAGAGAUGAAAGUUACUGAUGCAUUCCGAUUGGACGGCAUAUCCCAAUUAUUGGAUUGUGCCAACCAAAGAGUAUCUAAUACUCAUUCACCAGGCUUGUCAGCAGGAGUAGCAGCAUCGGAGGUAUGGCUGUGUGAUAUAGAAUACCCUCUCACAGAGAGAUCCCCAAAUGCGAAGCAGAAGCAUUUGGCUAUUCCUGAGUCAGACUCUAAGGUUCAAGCAGUUGAAAUACUCUGCCUCGACAGGUCUAACAAAAUUUCAGAAAUCGAGAAAGUAUCUGAGUCAGUCUCUUACCAAGAUAAUCCUAGAGGCUCAAUGCCUGCAUCAACAGAUGUUUGCACCUUAACUAAUAUGUCCAACAAGCCUUCUGCGGAUAACAAGCAGAUCAAUACCCAACAGCAAGACGGAUUUUCUGGUGUGAUCAGUGAUGCUUCAAAUGAUUCGGCUCCACAGUUCCCUUGCAUUUCAACUAAGAUAAAACUUGAGCAUGACAUCAGUGCAAGCAAAAUAAAUGAUUUUCCGAGUUUUGAUCUUGGAUUUGACUAGGAUUAUUGUUAUUUCGUUCUUUCCAUGUAUCAGCAAAGUACCAUCUUCAAGGCUUUUCUAAUGGUCGUAAUUUCAUCACAAUUACUGUUUGAUUAGAGGGAAAACAGAGUUAAAGAUUUACUGAAAGAUUGAAGUUAACGACUUUGUGGAUAUUCUUGUUACUAGACUAGAUAAUUUUUGUGGGAAGUGAAGACAUGUGCAUAGAGCCAUAGACUACUCAGAUAAUAUACUUUUCAUUUUGAGUUCGAUAUGUUAUUGUACAUUCAAUUGCAAUAUUGUCAAUAUCUACAUGUAAUAUUACAUGAAAGUUUAAAAUGGUUGGUAAAUAUUCCCUCUA
Messenger RNA from Solanum lycopersicum (tomato), 2660 nucleotides. NCBI's taxonomy places the organism in Eukaryota, Viridiplantae, Streptophyta, Magnoliopsida, Solanales, Solanaceae. The record is from RefSeq and is a predicted model, not a curated record.